Messenger RNA from Triplophysa rosa, 1460 nucleotides. RefSeq names its product purinergic receptor P2X, ligand-gated ion channel, 2 (gene p2rx2). Gene Ontology annotation, biological process: monoatomic cation transmembrane transport; response to ATP. NCBI's taxonomy places the organism in Eukaryota, Metazoa, Chordata, Actinopteri, Cypriniformes, Nemacheilidae. The transcript has 12 exons. Gene Ontology annotation, molecular function: purinergic nucleotide receptor activity; extracellularly ATP-gated monoatomic cation channel activity; ATP binding. The coding region runs from base 40 to 1242 and encodes 400 amino acids. The record is from RefSeq and is a predicted model, not a curated record. Gene Ontology annotation, cellular component: plasma membrane; nuclear inner membrane.
CACACAUUCUGAAAGGAAAAAGCGAGGAAUUCAAUCAAAAUGGGAUGUUUGGAAUGUCUCAAAGACUUUUUCAUGGGAUUUUGGGAUUAUGAGACUCCAAAAGUCAUGGUGGUAAAGGACAGAAAACUUGGAGUCAUAUAUCGAGCCGUGCAGUUCCUGGUCAUCACAUAUUUCAUUUGGCAUGUCUUUAUCAGUCAGAAAGCAUACCAGGAGACUGAAGACCGUCCAGAUAGCUCCGUCUACACUGAGAUGAGAGGUGUGGCUGUGCUGGGAGACAGUAUUCAAGACACAACAGAAUAUGUCCAGCCGUCUGAGGGUGGUGAUGUCAUCACCACGAUACUCAGAAGAGAAGUGACACAUGAUCAGAGACAGGGCACAUGUGCUGAGCAUUACUCUGUUCCCAAUGCAAAAUGCUCAAAAGAUUCUGACUGCGUUCGAGGGGAAAUUCGUUUUGAUGGUCAUGGUCAGAAAACAGGCCUAUGUGUACCGUACUACAACUACACAUUCAAGACCUGUGAGAUCAAAACCUGGUGUCCCAUCGAGGAAUUUGCUGUCAUUAGGGAGGCAGCUGUGGAGCAGGCCAUUAAUUUCACAGUGUUCAUAAAGAAUUCCAUCCAUUUCCCCAAGUUCAAAGUUCUCAGGGGAAACAUUAAACCAAACAAGCCAAAGAAACUGACAAAGUGCCAUUAUCACCCCGAGACCAACCCUUACUGUCCUGUGUUCAGUCUCGGCUUCAUCGCAGAGCAGGCCAGAGAGAAGUUCAGUGAACUUUGCAGAACUGGUGGAAUAAUCGGAGUGGUUAUUAAUUGGAAGUGUGAUUUUGAUUUGGAUCCCUCCGAAUGCAUUCCAACAUAUUCAUUCAGAAGGCUGGAUAUGAGAAAAGACCUGCCAACCUCAGGCUACUACUACAGGUUUGCAAAGUACUACGAUAAGGACGGUGUCGAGUACAGAACGCUCAUUAAAGCUUAUGGGAUUCGCCUGGAUGUUAUUGUACAUGGACAUGCGGGAAGAUUUAGUCUCAUUCCAACCAUCAUCAGCGCAGUCACGGCCAUGACUUCAGUCGGAAUUUGCUCAAUCAUCUGUGAUUGGAUCAUGCUGACGUUCAUUGACAAAAACAAAGCUUUUAGUGACAAGAAGUUUGAUGAUGCAUCUAAAGAUCCCAUCCAGCCAACGACGACUAGCCUGACGCUUACAACCUUCGGCUCCAAUCACUCCGACCUCUCAGAUGGCGUGCCUUUGUAAAGCACCGCCUCCAACCAUCCAAACUACUCCACUGAUGCCACGCAAUGCCAAGAUGAAGUUGACAGAAUAUUUUUACAUAACGGACGCUGAGGAACAAAUAUGUGUGGAAUGCAAUCAUAUACAGCACAAAAUGUCCAAUCUAUGUUUAGUUAAGCUUUUGAUCUGAAAUAUCCAAAAACACGUCUCUCUAAAUUCUAGCUUCAAUAAAUAUUUAAAAA